AUGGGUGGAGAUCGCUUACUAACACCUGAAGAGGUGCAACGAUUGCAGGAGACAACAACUCUCUCCGAGGCUCAAAUUGUUCGACUACACAAUCGAUUUAUAAUGUUGGAUCAUGAUGCCAAGGGAAACAUAUCCAGAAAAUCAUUUAGCACAAUAGCUUCUUUGGCUUCAAACCCGCUACUGGGACGAGUGUUAGCUGUGGUAGACGCAAAUGGCGACGACAAGAUUGAUUUUAUAGAAUUCGCAAAAGCUCUUUCUGUAUUCUUACCGCAAGCUGACAAGCGUGAAAAACUACGUUUUACAUUUAAGAUGUAUGAUAUUGAUGGGGAUGACAAGAUCAGCAAUAAAGAUCUCUUUGAGACACUGAAAAUCAUGGUGGGGACAAAUCUUACGGAAGUUCAACUACAACAAGUUGUGGACAAAACAUUUAUUGAAGUUGAUUUGAAUCGUGAUGGAUAUAUCACAUUUGAUGAAUUUGAAAAGUUAGGCCUUUCAAACACUUUUGGUAAUAGACUCAAUUUGCAAAUCUAG
Messenger RNA from Trypanosoma theileri, 531 nucleotides. Its product is annotated as calcineurin B subunit. Gene Ontology annotation, molecular function: calcium-dependent protein serine/threonine phosphatase regulator activity; calcium ion binding. The transcript has a single exon. The record is from RefSeq and is a predicted model, not a curated record. Lineage: Eukaryota; Euglenozoa; Kinetoplastea; Trypanosomatida; Trypanosomatidae. Bases 1 to 531 code for a protein of 176 amino acids.